This is a messenger RNA of Esox lucius (northern pike), 1282 nucleotides long. Its product is annotated as growth arrest and DNA damage-inducible protein GADD45 gamma-like. Lineage: Eukaryota; Metazoa; Chordata; Actinopteri; Esociformes; Esocidae. The record is from RefSeq and is a predicted model, not a curated record. Gene Ontology annotation, biological process: regulation of cell cycle. Gene Ontology annotation, cellular component: nucleus; cytoplasm. The transcript has 3 exons. Bases 213 to 644 code for a protein of 143 amino acids.
CGAAACUGCCCUGCCCUUUUCCGCCGACAUUUACUCUAUAGGCACGCGCCUGGUGGGGAGGGGUGGAAGGCUGGCUUAUUACUGCAUUGUCUCACAGCCAAUCAGAGAACGCGCGUGUGCCGGGGUCCUCCCAUAAAUACGAGCGGUUUCCCUCAAAUAAGCGCAAGCACACGUUUGUUGAAUACUUAUCAACAUCUCGAACUGAGCUCUACAUGUCAAGGAUGGAAGCUAUUGGCAAAUCUAUGAAGGAAGCUCUCAAGUCUGCCCAGUAUGAGGGUCGCCUCACGAUUGGUGUUUAUGAAAGUGCCAAAAUAAUGAAUGAUGAUCCAGACAGUGUGUCUUUCUGCGUCCUGGCCACGGAUGAGGAGUGGGAGUGUGAUAUUGCUCUCCAGAUCCACUUCACCCUGAUCCAGUCAUUCUGUUUUGACAACAACAUCAGCAUCGUCAGAGUGAGCGACAUGCAGCGCCUAACCGAGGUUGUUGGUGACAAGGCUGGCCAGCUUGAAGAUGCCCACUGCUGUCUGAUCAUGAACCCAGCUGAUAGUUCUUGGGAAGAUCCAGCUCUGGAGAAGAUGCACCUGUUCUGUGAGGAGAGCCGGAGUGUGAACGAUUGGGUCCCAGAGAUCACCCUCCCUGAGCGCUAAACUGGAACUCUUUUACGAUUUUAUACAUAUUCAACCUACAAGGAAAUAUUCAUCCUUUUAUAGGAUGACCCUGUUUCCCAUCCCUGGAUACUCCUGAGGAGGAUUCUGAUCCAGGCAUCGCGUGGCCGGCCCGAGUGGCCCCAGCGAUUUCGUCGUCUCUUGUCCCGUCCAUGCCAAGAUGACUUCCAUUUUUUAUGUGAAUGGAGUCAGGUAUGCGACGAGAGCGACACAAAUGGCCCUCAUUCUUUGUGCGGAUGAGGUUUGGAGAGAAAAGAGAAGCGAGUUUUGCAUCCUGUGGUCCACAGAGCAAACGUCGCACGUUGAAGCACGCGCAGUAGGAGAAGAAGCGGUGCCAAGAAGAAAACAAUCUUAAAAUUAUUUUUUUGUAAGUCUUCUUGCUGAGCAGCAAUAACACCAUUGCAUUCAGCGAUAUACUUCCACUUUCCAGAAUUGUCUUAAUUCUCUAAAGGUUUCACUUUAGAUAAUUUGAAUGUGGAAACAAUAUAAAAGAAACAAAGAUACAUGUACUUAUAAUGCUCUAAAGAUUUCACUUUAGACAAUGAAUAUGGAGAAGAAAAAUUAUAAAAAACUAAUGUAUUAACUGAAAAUACACUGAAUUCAGGUAUUUAAGAUAUGAA